CUUCAUUGAAUACAUUUACAACCAAUUGCAAGUAUUCACAACUAUUUGGAAGCUGGACCUUGGACUGAGAAAAUGGCUGACGAGGUGGAGUCUGAUGAUGAGUUUGAUGUCAUUGUGCCCUCUUUGAUCAAGCAAUUUCAAAAUAUCCUACGCAGAUAUCCCGAUAAUGGACAAAUUCUAAAGGAAAUAAUUCAGAAUGCUGAGGAUGCUGGGGCCACAGUGGUGAAGUUUCUGUAUGAUGACUGCUGCCAUCUGGUGGAUGGUGAUGACACUGGGGGAUUUAGCCAUCCUGGUCUCAAGGAAUUUCAGGGCCCCUCAUUAUUUGCAUACAAUAAUGCAGCUUUCACCAAAGAAGACUGGAAAGGCAUACGUAUGAUAGAUGACAGUAUAAAGGAGGAUGAUGCUUUGAAAGUGGGGAGGUUUGGCCUGGGUUUCAAGUCUGUUUUUCAUAUUACAGAUCUCCCCUGUGUGAUAAGUGGCCAGUACAUGGCUAUGAUUGAUCCCUACAGAGAAUAUUUCAAACCAAAGGCAGCUGAAAGGUGGGGUCUUACAGAUAUAGCGGCAUUUCACCAACAGUACAAACCAUUUCUUGGUGUAUUUGACUGUUCUGCUGAAACAUUUCAAGGGAACCCCUAUAAUGGUACCUUGUUCCGUUUCCCUCUUCGUAAUGCUGGUCAUGUUCAACAUCGUCAUGCUCAACCCAUAUCCAGCAAUGUGUAUGACAGGGACAGUAUCGAAGAACUAUUUGAAGCCUUCCAAGAGGAGGCACUCCUGGUGUUACUUUUCCUUAGGUCUGUUGAAAAGAUUGAGAUGUACAGACGAGAUCAUAAGGAAACCAAGUUGCUAUUUGCUGUAGAAAUAAGUAACAUUGAAGAUGUCAAGAAUAAGAGGCAACAAUUCAAUAGCAAGUUACCAGAUCAUUUGGGAAGCUUACGAGAUAGCAAUAAAGAACUAAUUCCCUUGAGAGAGACCUAUCCCAUAAUUCUGAAGGCUGAAAACCAUCAGAAUAAACAGAAAAAUGAACAGACCUAUUUGGUCACCACUUUUUGUAGUGGUACCAUUAAGUCUCAGGAAUUUGUGAAAAAAACAGACUAUGUGAAGAACAUCCCAUUGGUGGGCAUUGCAAUGCCUUUGAUGUUGAACAAUCCCCAAGAGGGGGUGUUAGUUUCAGAUUCUGAUCAUAAGACCAAUGAUGAGAAUUUAACUGCUAGUGAAGAUUCACCAAAUUGCCCGGAUCCAGUAGAAAGAUUUCACAGUCAAGCAACAAGUCAUUGUGCAUUGCCACACGAAAAUGCUCCAAGUGUUGAGAAGAAAACAUCUGGCCAUGUGUUUUGUUCACUUCCAUUACCUCUGGCUGAUAGUCGAGGCACAGGUCUCCCAGUUCAUGUGAAUGGCUUCUUUGAACUCACCCCAGAGAGAAGUGACUUACAGUGGCCCACCACGGAUGACAAGCACACACAGGACAAGUCCAAGGCUUGGAACCAGCACUUGCUGGUGGACGUCCUUCCCUGUGCAUAUAAGGAGCUUCUUUUUCAAGCUACAAAGGGUCAAGGUAUCCCUGUCUCUCCUGGGCAGGUUAUUAGCUGCUUCCCAGACAAGGCAAAGGUAGAUGAAAAAUGGAAGAAGAUUAUGCUCAGUGUCUAUGUGCAGCUCUUCCAGUGUAAUAUGUUUUACACUAAGGCCUAUGAUGGCAAGUGGACAUCUCUUGAUGAUGCUGUAAUUGUUAAUUUUCCAGACAAUCCAGCCCUGUGUGAAGCAGUAUAUGAAAUCAUGCUGUUAACAGAGCACUGUCCUCUCAAACUGCCACCAUUUGUGCUUGAUGGCAUCCAGGACUUUCACCCUAAAAAAGACAGAUUGAAAUUCGUCUCUAAAGAGGUCAAUUACAAGCUUGUGAAAGAUUGUCUGGCCAGUCAUGAUGGUUAUUGCAAGUUCCCACCCAAUCAGAAGUUUGAACUGCUGAGGUAUCUUCUUGAUAAGCUUCCAGUUGCUGAACUUAAUGGUUUGAACCUUUUGCCUUUAGCAGAUAGAACAUUUACAACAUUCUCUUCAAAAAGUAGCUCGGAGUCUGUAUACAUUGCUGCAAAUGACAUGAUGCAUCUCUUUGCUGGACUUGAAAAAAGGUUCCUGUAUGCCAGUGAUGAAGUCAUCAAAGAAAAAUUGAUACAAUCAGUCAAACAAGGUGAGUUGUAG
Messenger RNA from Lingula anatina, 2190 nucleotides. Its product is annotated as sacsin-like. Gene Ontology annotation, molecular function: Hsp70 protein binding. NCBI's taxonomy places the organism in Eukaryota, Metazoa, Brachiopoda, Lingulata, Lingulida, Lingulidae. The record is from RefSeq and is a predicted model, not a curated record.